AUGAUUCAACAUCGCGUACAGGCACAACUCUCAAAUACUCGCGGCGUCCAGCACCCGUAUCCUUCGUUCGAUGACAAUGAUGACGACAAUAACAACAGCGGUGACAUUGACAAUAAUGAGCGAACACUAGUGGCCCGAUCCGACGAGAAGGAGCUAAAACCAACGUAUAUGAUAAGCAUAUUUCACGACUACAUGCGCCCAUCCAACCAACCGCACAAGAUUGCUAUACAAGAACACCAGCUACAAGGAGACGACGAUGAUGAUGAUAGCAACAGUGAGCAAUCAUUACUAGAACGCGCACUGGAUACGCUCAACGAACAGAUGCAAAUUAUCCUUCACGAAGAAUUCGAGCACGAGGCACCCAUGGAAGAGCAUUUUCUGGUCUAUACGGUUUUGUUCACGCUCACAGCACUUGGCAAGGAAUUAAUUGCAUUGAAAAAGCAAUCGAGUGACCUGAUCAAAAAGAAAAGGACACGAUGGAGUCUGUUUGGUCCCCAGGUUUCCUUGCGACAGUGGUUGGCCCGGGCACCGCCAGGCAACCAUACGAUGGAAGAACAAUUCAUGCUAGAUGAGCGAAUCAAGGAGUUUGAACAACAAGAACACCACGACGAGGUGGAGGAGGAUAUUCAUCAACAACGACAAGAGAAACAAGUUCCACUGCAACAUGCACCCGGUAGACACUUUUGGAAUCGGUGGUUGUAUCGUCUGAGCAAGUUUUUACAAUACGGACCAACACGUUAUGCUCUAAAGUUCACGGUGACGGCCGAAUUACUGGCACUCAUGGCCUGGCUCCCUAUUCCUGGGGUCAACUUUUUGUACGACUGGGCAUUACUCUCAGCCAUGGUAGUAUCAAAUAUGACCAUUGGCGCAACAGCACUCCAGUGUUUCUUUCGGAUCAUUGCUACUGUCAUUGGCGCUGUCUGUGGCUAUAUCGUGCUAUUGGCAGCUGAGCGAAACACAAACCUUUACGCGCUCGCUGUUAUGGUCUUUGUAUUCCAAGUACCCAUGUGGUACGUUCAUCUCGGCACACGGUAUCCACGGAUCGGUAUGAUCUCACUUUUGACGAUGGCAGUGAUUGUAUCAGCUGGCUACACAGACCUGUUCAACGAGACGCUUAUCGAGCCACUGUGGAAGCGUAUACUGACAGCAGUAGCUGCUGUCCUUGUCGUGAUGGCCGUCGAACAAAUCAUGUGGCCAACGUGGGCGCGUAAAUUGUUGCUCUGUCACCCCAGUCAAUUACUCGUCAACACGGGUAUCCAGUAUGCUCAGGUGACGUCGCUGGUAUGUCAUGACAACACGUUGUCGCCGAGUUACAUGCAAACGCAUCAACGGCCCUCUGUAGCGCAGCACAGGCUGCAGCAGCAACUUGCUGAAACACAGCAAAUGCUUGGAUUGGCAGCGACGGAAGCAAGACCGACCAAGGGACCGUUUCCUAUCGAAGAACAUAGAAAGAUGAUUGAUCUGGAAAAAAAGACCCUGUUAUGGAUCCAGCAUGUACUUGAAGCGCAGAGGAUGAUCACACCUACUGUCCGUAAACAGAUUGUGGCGCCAAUGGCCACAUACCGCAAAGACAUGGCUGCCGUGGUGCAUUUAUAUUUGUAUACAUUGGCCGGAUCCAUACGCACUCGCACAGAGUUGCCUGCCACCAUGCCUACGGCUGAGCUGGCACGACAAAUGCUACAUCGUGAGCACCUGACCAACUGGCAAAGCAAGUAUCCGAGCCUAAUGCCAGAUCGGACGAAUUUUGAAGCAUUAAUACACUGGCACACUUGUGCUGCAGGCACCGUGGAAACUAUAUCACUUCAGGAAGCCAUUUCCGAACGAGUGGCUGCCCUUAUGGGACGACGACAUUUGUUUCAGUUGUAA
Zychaea mexicana is the source of this 1866-nucleotide messenger RNA. RefSeq lists its product as uncharacterized. NCBI's taxonomy places the organism in Eukaryota, Fungi, Mucoromycota, Mucoromycetes, Mucorales, Lichtheimiaceae. The coding region runs from base 1 to 1866 and encodes 621 amino acids. The record is from RefSeq and is a predicted model, not a curated record. The transcript is spliced from 4 exons.